Molecule: messenger RNA, 1209 nt
Organism: Panicum virgatum (switchgrass)
Lineage: Eukaryota; Viridiplantae; Streptophyta; Magnoliopsida; Poales; Poaceae
Product: putative F-box protein At1g32660
Exons: 1
Coding region: 1-1209 (402 amino acids)
Molecular function (GO): protein binding
Source: RefSeq, a predicted model, not a curated record
AUGGAGAAGCGCCGCCGCAUCACGGGCACGGCUGCCACCAUCCCGGACGACCUGCUGGUCUCCGACGUCCUCGUCCACCUCCCCGCCAAGUCCCUCGCACUUUGCAGGUGCGUGUGCCGCUCCUGGCGCGCCGGGAUCGCCGGCGCCGCCUUCGUCCGCCGCCACCUCGAGCUGUCCCGCUCCCGCACGGAGCAGCACCCCUCCGUGCUCGCCAUCCCUCGCCGGACCGUCCCUGACAACGACCGCGCCACGUGCCAGGAGAUCAGCUUCCACCGUCUCCUCCUGCCGCCGUCAGGACGACGGGCACGGGCUCCUCCGGGGAUCGUCCACGCCGAGCUCGUCCUGGAGAAGGCGUGGCCCGAGGGCAUCACGCGCCUCAUCGCCCCCACGCACUGCGACGGCCUGGUCGCCAUCGCCACGGUCUCGGACAGGGUGUUCGUCUGCAACCCGGCCACCGGGGAGUUCGCCGCGCUGCCGCUCGGCAGCCACAACGCCGAGCUGGAUCACUGCGAGGAUUUCGUCCCGCAGGUGGCCCUCGGUUUCGACCGGUGGCGCAACCGCUACGUCGUCGCCAGGUACUUCUACCGGACGUACGGCGGCGGCCAGGACGACGUCGGCCACGAGGUGUUCGCUCUCGGGGCCGGCGGCGACUCAUGGGAGCUCACCCAGGACCCGCCGCACGCCGUGGGAGUCCAGAGGCCGAUGUGCACGCGGCGGGCCUUCUACUGGCACGCCAACGAGCCGGAGCCGCGGCUGAUGCGGUUCGGCCUGCGGGACAGGGCGUUCGCCGUGGUGCGGCGCCCUCCCACCGGCUGGAACUCCGGCGACGACAUGGCGGAGCUGCAGGACGGGAACAAGCUCUGCUACGUGCACGCCGCCGCGGAGGCGUCGUUCCAGGUCUGGCUGGCCGACGACGACGACGAGCUGCGGUGGUCGCUGCGCUGCCGCAUCGACCUCCUCGAUCCGAACCCCGGCGUCCACUACAACUUGAUGCCGGUGACCGCCCUCGACGGGGACACACUGGUGGCCCACGCCGGCGGCACGCUGUGGAAGUACGACAUGGGUAACCAAGGUGCGGAGGAAGCGGUGGUGGAGAUGCACAACGUGAUGUACGAGCAUCGCGACGGAUCCAAGUUUUAUCUGCCCCUGUCGUUCCGAUCCGAACACCACAUCGUGCCUUACAUUGAGAGUUUGGUCUCAAUCGCUUAG